UAAAUCGUCAUCAUUCAGGACUGCCUCCAGCCGUUGAGUAUGCAGGCCCUGCCAGCCCAGCCUGAGAGUCUGUGUAUUGUUGAGAUGGGAGGAGUGGAGAAACAGGAUGAACUCGGAGAAAAGGGAACCAUCGGCUUCCUCUACCUCAACAUAGGGCUCCAGAACGGUGUGCUGCUGAGGACUGUUCUGGAUCCAGUGACGGGCGACCUGUCAGACACCAGAACACGCUACCUGGGGUCCCGACCCGUCAAGCUCUUCAGAGUCAGGAUGCAGGGGCAGGAAGCUGUUCUGGCCAUGUCCAGUCGGUCCUGGCUGAGCUACUCGUACCAGUCGCGCUUCCAUCUGACCCCGCUGUCAUACGAGACUCUGGAGUACGCCUCUGGCUUUGCAUCUGAGCAAUGCCCUGAAGGCAUCGUCGCCAUUUCCACCAACACACUGAGAAUCUUGGCUUUGGAGAAAUUGGGAGCAGUCUUCAACCAGGUGGCCUUUCCUCUGCAGUACACUCCGAGGAAGUUUGUAAUCCACCCGGAGACCAACAACCUCAUUUUGAUCGAGACCGACCACAAUGCCUACACCGAGGCAACCAAAGCCCAAAGGAAGCAACAAAUGGCUGAGGUAAGAUUUGCAAU
Molecule: messenger RNA, 629 nt
Organism: Notothenia coriiceps (black rockcod)
Lineage: Eukaryota; Metazoa; Chordata; Actinopteri; Perciformes; Nototheniidae
Product: splicing factor 3B subunit 3-like
Exons: 4
Molecular function (GO): protein binding
Source: RefSeq, a predicted model, not a curated record